Chelonoidis abingdonii (Abingdon island giant tortoise) is the source of this 1591-nucleotide messenger RNA. It is a transcript of the gene RHOF, whose product is annotated as ras homolog family member F, filopodia associated. The record is from RefSeq and is a predicted model, not a curated record. Gene Ontology annotation, molecular function: GTPase activity; GTP binding. NCBI's taxonomy places the organism in Eukaryota, Metazoa, Chordata, Testudines, Testudinidae. Gene Ontology annotation, biological process: small GTPase-mediated signal transduction.
GCAGGGAGCCGAGCUGACAGAGAUGCCGCCUGCUCCCGCUGGGCUGCUGCUGCUCUAGAGCCGGGACCCCCGCGCCCCGCAGAUGGCGGUGCCGAAUGGGUCCGUCCCCGGCGGGGAGCCUGGGGAGAGAGAGAGCCCGCCUGCCCCCUCCGGGAAGAAGGAGCUGAAGAUCGUGAUCGUGGGGGAUGGAGGCUGCGGGAAAACGUCCCUGCUCAUGGUGUACGCGAAGGGAGCCUUCCCGGAGACAUAUGCACCUUCUGUAUUUGAAAAGUAUACCACCAGUAUUACUGUUGGGAACAAAGAAGUAAUUCUGAAUUUGUAUGACACUGCAGGGCAGGAGGAUUAUGAUCGACUACGACCACUUUCAUACCAGAAUACAAACAUGGUCCUAAUUUGUUAUGAUGUUAUGAACCCUACUAGCUAUGAUAACGUUUUAAUUAAGUGGUAUCCUGAAGUAAGUCACUUCUGCCGAGGAGUCCCUCUAAUACUCAUCGGCUGUAAAACAGACCUUCGAAAGGACAAAGAACAUUUACGUAAGCUCAUGUCUUCUGAGCAGGAACCAAUCACAUAUAACCAGGGUGAAGCAGCUUGUCAGCAGAUGAAGGCACAAGCCUAUUUGGAGUGCUCAGCCAAGUGUCGAGAAAACAUAGAGGAUAUUUUUAAAGAAGCAACAAACAUUGCAUUGAAUGCCAUGAAAAAAGCUAAGCGCCGAAAAAAGAAGAAACGGUGUUCAAUAUUAUGAUGAUCCAGGCCACUGGGACUAUAGAAGAGCUUAUUAAAAUCUUGAUACAUUUAUUACCAAUAGUUUAUUUUUAUAAUUUGUCUUUUUCAGUACAUUUUUAUUCCUACUUUGAUUUUUAAAAUUUGAUUUUGUAAUAGUGUGCUUUUUGUUGUACCUCAGAUGAAGAUUUCAAAGUGCUUUAUCAAUAUUAGUUUGUGGCAGAUGGCUAUGUAUAUCUGGAUUUUGUUCCCGACCAUAAAUGACUGUUAGCCAGGUUCCAAAUCCACUAUCUUUUAUUUAUACACUGACAGUGAGUGGCAGUCUUUAUUGCUCAUAGUUUUAUUCUAGCACACAGGUGCUGGUAGUUCUGGCUCUGAUUUAUUGGUCUUUUUCACUGCUGAACUGACAUGGAAAGGCUAGAAAGGGCUACUUCUCUCAAAGGAAGAAUGAAGUUCAAUCAGAGCAAAUGCUCAGAUUGAGAGGAUAAAAAUCGAAGUUCUAUAUUGAUGAGUUCUAAUUAGAAUUACAAAGCAACAGCUCUGUUAACCAUUCUUCUCAGAGUAGCCUCAAGCAACUGCCCCAAACUAUGUACUAUUCUGCAGCACCUUUAUCAGAAUGUGCACUUCAUAAAGUAGCUGUUUGGAAAUCGAUUGUGUGGUCUCUCCAGAUUAGAUUUAUGAUAAUAGAAAAUCUUUUACAUCCUUCAUUAUAGUCUACUCAGAAAGCCAGUCAGCGCAGAUAUGAUGCAUCUUGCUAAAUGCUUUACCUCUGGCAGUAAAAGCAGCCACUAUUUUGAUACCCAGAGAGAGGAUCUAAUGUGCAAUAUAAGCAAAACUUACUUUAAAAUAAAGAAAAGUGCAAUUUAUUCAA